GUUUAUUACAUAUAUUCUAGUGACUGGUGUCAGGUCGCGAGAUUUAACUUUAGUUUAGUAUAUGAUAUAAUAUUUGCGAGUGAGAAUGGGAUAACUUAAUCAACUUAUCUGUGAAGAGUCAUAUCAACUCCCAUCUAUGUUAAUAUAUAAUCACGUUAUUUUACGAAACAGAUCAACACAUUAACAAAACAAAGACGACUAAAUGAAAAUGGCUUCUACAGAUUUCUACAAUGUAGGCGGCAACGUUCAACAAGUCUAUGAUUUUUCUUCAGUCCAAGAUAGGCCUACGCGAGUCCCUUCAACUGAAUCGUACUACUCCAAUCUUACGUUUACUGAUUUUCUCAACAGUUUUAACGAACCAUCUUUAUACGAGGACUUGCAAUCAGUUAAACAAUUACAGCCAUGUUACGAAACGACCUUUCAACCGUCCUACCAAGCGUAUCAAAGUCCACUGCCAUUAAAACGUCCACCAAGUUACGAAGAACACAUGCAAAUGGAAGCCAACAAAGUUCUCCCAACGCCCAUGACAACGACUAGCCAAUCAGAUGAUCCGGUGUCUGGGUUAUUGAGUGACGUCAUGGAUUGCAUCUUGUCCGAAAAAUCCAAAGAGGAGGAGAAAAACGGUAAGAAAGCAGCCCUGGUACAACUCAGACGACUAGCGACAUUAUUAGUUUCAGGCGGAGGCCAACUCCAGUUAUGGCAAUUCUUGUUGGAACUUCUGACAGAGAAAGAGAAUGAAUGUUGUAUUAAAUGGGAAGGGACCCAUGGAGAGUUCAGAAUGACAGACCCGGAAGAGGUAGCUCGACGAUGGGGUCAAAGACGUAAUCGCAAGAACAUGACAUAUGAUAAAGUGAGCCGUGCUAUGCGUUAUUAUUACGAUCGUUUGAUUCUAACGAAAGUGGCGGGGAAAAGAUACACUUACAAGUUCAAUUUUAAAAUGUUGUUAAAAAUGCAGCGUAAUUUUACGACUCCCGUCACGAAACCAAAGAGCAGUGAACUGGAACGAAUUGUGAUCUCAUCAGAACGAUUUCCGAUUGUCGUUAAUAAACUUCCACGUAAGCCAACCCCUUCGCCUGACCUGUCGACGUCGCCGACGACAGUUUAUAAUAAACCAGUAGGCGAGGCGAGGGAAUCAAUCGCAAUCAAUCAGCAGCCGUGUGACAUAAACAUGGAUUAUUACAACUACAAUCAACAGUAUUAUACCAAUAAUCCCAGUUGUCCCCCUUUGACAUACGUCGAUCAGUACAACACGUCCUAUAAUUACUAUUCCGAAGACAAUAACUCAUAUGAUUGUAAUUUCAAUUUUGACUUUCUGUGACGAAUUCUAAUCUGAGUGAUCGAUAACUUAUACCGUGACACUAAGCAUUGACGAAACGGAUACUUUCUCUUGUCCAGCAAGGACAACGAAUCAUCAUCAUCAUCAUCAUCAUUUGUAUGAUAAAUUGGAAAUUAUUAUUAUGUAAAUAGAUAAAUGAAUAAAGUAAUAAAAGCGACCACUUUUAAUGUUCCAUAAUCAUCAUCAUCGUUUGAUAAAUAAAUAAGAGACCAAUUAUAUAGUGCCAAUUAAAUGUUUUAAUAUCGUUUUAUCUUUUGCUGAAAUUUAUUAUUUAUAAAUAAAUAAAUAUGUACAUAUAUUACGGUGUCCCAUUAUACAAUGCUUGU
This is a messenger RNA of Patella vulgata (common limpet), 1662 nucleotides long. RefSeq names its product protein FEV. The coding region runs from base 203 to 1318 and encodes 371 amino acids. The record is from RefSeq and is a predicted model, not a curated record. Gene Ontology annotation, biological process: cell differentiation; regulation of transcription by RNA polymerase II. Gene Ontology annotation, molecular function: DNA-binding transcription factor activity, RNA polymerase II-specific; sequence-specific DNA binding. The transcript is spliced from 4 exons. NCBI's taxonomy places the organism in Eukaryota, Metazoa, Mollusca, Gastropoda, Patellidae. Gene Ontology annotation, cellular component: nucleus.